Sesamum indicum (sesame) is the source of this 1956-nucleotide messenger RNA. RefSeq names its product protein FREE1-like. Gene Ontology annotation, molecular function: metal ion binding; ubiquitin binding. Lineage: Eukaryota; Viridiplantae; Streptophyta; Magnoliopsida; Lamiales; Pedaliaceae. Gene Ontology annotation, cellular component: late endosome membrane; ESCRT I complex. Gene Ontology annotation, biological process: multivesicular body assembly; intralumenal vesicle formation. The record is from RefSeq and is a predicted model, not a curated record.
GAGUUCCCUUUUGCGCUCAGUUGUUGAACAAACAAAACUUGCUCCAACACGUUUGGCACAGAAACAAUCCAAAAUUUUGUAGGUUGCAAGCGAUCAGAUCUCAUCAAAACUCAGAAGGAAGACGAUGCAGCAGCAAACUGACACCACGCCGUCAUCCUAUUACCACCAAUAUUAUCAGAACGCCACGGCCGCCGAUCCUCCGCCGUUCAAUGCCGUUUCGGCGGCCCCUUACGCCUCCGCCCCUCCGGUGACGGUUUCACCCUCCGAUUACUCCAAUUUCCCGUCCACUUACCCCUCCUUUCCCCCGAACCCCGAUCAUGUCCCUAACCCUCCUCAAUAUUCUUUCCCUCACCUGCACGACGUUUCUCAACAUCAUAAUUUGUACCAUCAAAAUCAAGCCCCUGUAAAAUACGAUCAUGUGAUCCCUACAAACCCUAGCCCUAACCCAGAACCCAAGUAUGAUCCCUCAUACUCCUUGAAUUAUUCAUAUGGCUCUUCAGCUGUGCCGUAUCAUGGGAAUAUGUUUGAAAGCAAUGUGGACUAUGCAGGAGAUCAAGGAUUAUAUGAUGGCGGCGUUUACAAAUAUAAUGGUGGUCAAAUUGAGUCUUCUUAUGGGGGGAAAGGAAGCCGAUCGUUUGACUCUGCAAGCGACGGUGGUGUGAUGUUUGAUGAUUAUGGUAGGCCAAUUAAUGUUGCUGCAGGAAAAGAGCCGAGUGGACACGGGAAUUCUUUUCCUAAGAUUGUCAAGGCGGUUCCAAAGGUAGAGGAUUCUGAGGAUGUUAAAAGUGGUAUCCAAAAGUUCCGUGUCAAGCUGUUGUCUGAAGGGUUUGGUCAGACUGAUAUGGACGUUCUUUGUCAGAUUGGUCUGGAUGGAAUUCGGUUUUUGGAUCCAGCAACUAGUCGGACAUUAAAAAUAUAUCCACUUGAGACAGUGACUAGAUGGGAGGUGUUAGAUUCAUAUAUCUUUGCAUUUUGGGCCAAAACCAGUGUUGAUCCAGAACCAAGGCGGAUUAGGCUGAAAUCAAAUAGUUAUACCACAAACAAUAUUCUGGACACUGUGACAGCAGCCAGCAUACAGUCCAAGGAGAUAGGGUCAAGCAUUAACCCCUCAGAUCUAGUGAAGGGAGCUGAGCCAUCAGUUGAGAAGAAGAAGGGCUUCAUCGACUGGAAGAACUUGAUAAAGCCAGUCAAUGAGGAGAAAGAUCACUGGGUCCCAGAUGAAGCAGUAACCAAGUGCACAGCUUGCGGGACAGAUUUUAGUGCUUUUAAUCGGAAGCAUCACUGCCGAAACUGUGGGGAUAUUUUCUGUGACAAAUGCACACAAGGCAGAAUUGCACUUACUGCAGAGGAGCAUGCCCAACCAGUUCGAGUUUGCGACAGAUGCAUGGCCGAGGUAACUCAAAGGCUGAGCAAUAAGGUCGCACCUGGUAGAGUUGCUGGGUUGCAGAGCCAUGAGGAACUUGCCAGAAAACUUCAGGAGGAGAUGGACAAGAAGCGCAAAACAGGUGCAAACCCUGAAGCCUCUGGCACAAGAACGAGAGAAGUUGCCUGUCCGAUAUGCACAGUCCAUUUACAGGUUCGGGUUCCUUCAUCUGGUUCUGAAACCAUAGAAUGCAGUGUGUGCCAGCACCCAUUCCUUGUCAGUGCUCACUAACAUGCGCAUAACUCCCCUUUCCUGCACGUAUAGAUGGUUGAUUUGGUUCAUAUUUGUAGUCAAUUUGACAACUGCAAUAUGCGAGCAUAUAUGCGACUUAUUGCUAACUGGUUGGCAAUGUGAAUGCCAAUUAUUGUAAAUGAAACUCACUUAGAUUUCUAUCCUGUUUAUGAUGCUCCACACUUUGUCGAAGGUGAAAUCUGUGGCUUUCACAUUUUUAUUAACUGAUACUCCAUUGCAUAUAUUUCAACAGCUUGUAAUUGAGGAUGUUCUUGUGCAAUAAGAGGAUAUUGUCACUAUCA